AUGGGGAAUCCACAACAUCCUUACCACAUUUCUACCUUCCUGGAGGCCAAAAGUCUAUGGACGAUGUUUGGUUGCCUCCUUGGUGCAGCUAUCGUGCAAUUCAUCCUUACCCGCUUAUAUAAUUUGUAUCUCCACCCUUUACGAAAAUUCCCCGGGCCAAAACUCGCAGCAGCCACUGGAUUGGUUUUCUCCUAUAAGGUUCUUCGUGGCGAAGAGGUAGCAUGGGAAGCAGAAAUGCACAGGAAAUACGGUGAAGUCGUGCGGCUUGGGCCUAAUCGACUGAGUUACGUGACACCUGAAGCUUGGAAGGAUAUCGCUGGCCCUGGAGCGGGCAAGCGCCUUGAGAACACAAAAGACCCCGCGACAUUCGGGCCAGACUUCGCUGGUACAUUAUCUUUAGGCUCGCAGCCCGAUACAAUGGUUCACAGGACGCAUCGAAGGGUCUUUGCACCGGCAUUUAGCGACAAGGCUUUGAAGCUGCAGGAGCCGUUGAUCCAAGGUUACCUCAACUCACUCGUAAGGAUCAUCAAGAACAACGCAACAGCUACCCCAGCUAUUGGAUUCGACAUCGUCAAACUACUCAACUGUAUGACCUUUGACGUUAUGGCAGAUCUAGCUUUCGGAGAGCCUCUUGGUCUCCUCGAGCAAUCAGAGCUAUCGCCUUGGGUCCAGGCCGUCCUCGAAAACGUUAGAAGAAUGUCAAUCGCACGUCUGGCACGGGAGUACAAGAGUUUGAAAUUUCUAACCAAGAUGUUCAUGACCAAAGAAGUCAUGGAGGGCGCACGCCUUCACUACAACCACUCCUACGAGCGAGUAGAGAAGCGGCUGAAUCGAGGCAUCGACAUCGGGAAACCCGAUAUCUGGAAGCUUGCCAUGGAGAAGGCCGAGCAACUACCAGACAUGUCAAAGAAGCAGAUGACGGCACACGCACAGGCAUUCAUGAUGGCUGGAACGGAAACUACCGCCACGUUAAUGAGUGGCUUGACAUUCCUUCUGCUAAAGCAUCCACACUACAUGCAGAGACUCCAAGCCGAAGUAAGAGCGCUAGGAAAGGAGGACCUACACCUCGAAAACCUCGCCCGUCUCCCCUUCCUCAACGCAUGCAUCCAAGAAGGCCUUCGCAUCUACCCGCCCGGCCCAAUCGCCUUCUUCCGCAUCACACCAAAGGGUGGCAACAUGAUCUGUGGAGAAUGGAUCCCAGGAGGCACCAGCGUCGCGAUCCCUCACUACGCCGCCUACCACCACCCUUCCAACUUCAAAGAUCCGGAUUCCUUCAUCCCCGACCGCUGGCUCCCCGGAACCGGAUACGAUAGUGAUCGCAGGAAUGCGUGCAAUCCGUUUUCUGUUGGGCCGCGCAAUUGUAUUGGUCAGAACCUGGCUAAUCAUGAGAUGCGCGUUAUUCUUGCAUCGCUUACCUGGCACUUUGAUUUCGAGUUGUGUCCGGAAAGUGCGGGUUGGCUGGAUCAGAAGGUGCACUUUUUGUGGGCUAAGGAUCCCCUGCUUGUGAAGGCGAGGUAUAUCAGAUAG
This is a messenger RNA of Bipolaris oryzae ATCC 44560, 1527 nucleotides long. RefSeq lists its product as uncharacterized. The transcript is spliced from 5 exons. The record is from RefSeq and is a predicted model, not a curated record. NCBI's taxonomy places the organism in Eukaryota, Fungi, Ascomycota, Dothideomycetes, Pleosporales, Pleosporaceae. Gene Ontology annotation, molecular function: monooxygenase activity; oxidoreductase activity, acting on paired donors, with incorporation or reduction of molecular oxygen; heme binding. Bases 1 to 1527 code for a protein of 508 amino acids.